UUUUAUGAGCAAAUCACGAUUGUCAAUUUAAACUAGGUCACACAAGUGAUUUCUUUUAUUUGUACUCGAACCAGUGCCUAGAAAUGAUGUUCAGAGCAGUUGCAGCAACGUUUUUGCUGCUGUGUUAUAUACAAGAUGCAGAAGUAGCUUUUUCAAGCUUCUACCCAAAACUGAAGCCAAAAAACAUCAAAAGAGAUGUAAUUGUUACAGAAGAUCCACUAAUUUUAACGCCGUACAUAGAGAACAACCAAAUAGAAAAAGCUCAAUCACUGGCCAAAGUUCCUUCCGAUGUUUUCAAGAACGUAAAGUCUUAUUCUGGAUUCUUCACCGUCGAUAAAGCCUUUGACUCAAACAUGUUCUUUUGGUUCUUCCCAGCAGAAACCAACUACAAAGAAGCACCUGUUUUACUGUGGUUGCAAGGAGGUCCCGGUGCUUCUUCUUUGUACGCCAUAUUUCAAGAAAACGGACCAUUCAACUACAACAAUUCUCCAGAUUUAGAACUGAACCCUUAUUCUUGGAACAAGGAACAUUCAGUCCUAUACAUAGACAACCCAGUUCAAACAGGAUACAGUUUUACCAACAAUGGCUUCGCACAAAACGAAACCAAGGUUGGUGAAGAUCUCUAUGAAGCUAUCCGUCAGUUUUUCCUGCUGUUUCCGGAUCUUCAAAAGAACGACUUCUUCAUUACGGGUGAGUCUUAUGCAGGAAAGUAUAUUCCAGCGGCGGCGUAUGCCAUUUACACGAAGAAUAAAGAAGCAGAGUUGAAAAUUAACUUGAAGGGAAUGGCUAUUGGAAACGGUUUGUGCGAUCCUGUGCAUCAAUUGGUUUAUUCCGACUAUCUGUAUCAGAUAGGAUUGGCGGAUAGUAAUGAGAAGGAAGAAAUACAUCAUUUGGAAAAAGAAAUUAUACAAUAUAUCCAUAAAGAAGACUUCCAGAAAGCCUUUGAACUAUUUGACGAUCUUCUAAAUGGAGACCUAAACGGAGGAAACACUUUGUUUAAAAACAUCACUGGAUUUACUUCUUAUUAUAAUUACUUACAGGACCAUGGUUCAGGAGAGUCAAACUUAACUGAUUUCCUGGAAAGCGAGCAAGUCCGAAAAGCGAUUCACGUAGGCAACCUAAAAUACAACGACGGAGACGACGUGGAGAAAAAACUGGUCCUGGACUUAAUGCAGUCCGUAGCGCCGUGGAUUUCUGAACUGCUCAGCAACAUCAGAGUUCUUUUCUACAACGGACAGCUUGAUAUAAUAGUUGCCUAUCCCACUACUGAGAACUUUUUAAAGCAUUUGCAUUUCAGUGCUGCCAACGAAUAUAAAACUGCUCGAAGGCAGAAAUGGUAUGUGGGUGAUUAUCUAGCCGGAUACGUUAAGCAGGCUGGUAACUUGACAGAGGUUUUGGUGAGAAAUGCUGGGCAUUUGGUUCCUGGAGAUCAGCCAAAGGCAGCGCUGGAUCUAAUUACACGUUUUACACAAAAUCAACUUCACUAGAAUAAAGAUAUGUUAGUCUGUUCAGAUUAUCGGCGAAUAGGCCAUUUUUGGGAAAAGUUAUUUACCAGCAAUUUUAUUGCUGGAAUCGAAUCUUAUGAUUGUAUAUAUUAAUAAUAUAGGUACACAAAGUCCGCAGAUAGUGUGCUACUUUUUUUAUAAACAAAAUGGCGCCCGAAAAUCGUGUUUUUUCAAUUUUUGCUCUAUAACUCCAAAGGUUUUAUCUUUACACCAAGAACAUCCAAAUAAAAAUUCACCGUAAUUAAAUUCUGCAUAGAGACGUGUUUUUCCCGAUUUACUUCGACGAAAAUUUUCCCCGGAAAAUGCGGUUUUUUCCAACAAAAUCUUUAAUUUUCAACUAAAAUUUUAGAUAAAUAAUUGUUUAUCAAUAAUUAAAUAACUUAGUAAUAUAAAACCUCUUUUCGUAUAGGUUAUAAUUCCAUAAGCCAAUGAAAAUUGAAUGAACAGUUUAGCAACAAUUUAAUUGUUAAUUAAAAAUUUACGGUAGCUAUAAUAACCACAAUAAUUACGAUUCAUAAGAAUAACUAUGAUUUUUGUAUAAAAUAACACAGUACCUAUCUAAUGUACUUUACAUAAUUGAAAUUGGACUAUUUAAGCGGCCUGAAGAAUAUUUUAAAAUUAUAAACAAUUUUUUGGCUUAUAAACAAAUAGAAUAUCUCGGGAUAUAUUAAAUUAAAUCAUGAAAACGGUAUUGGAAAAAAGCGGCAGGACGCUUGUUUUAAAAGAAAAAACGUUUAAUUGUGAUAAGUGGUUCCUGAGAUACAACCGGUUAAAGAUGACCGGCAUUUACGGCAAAGAUAUAAAUAAUAGGAUCAUAAUUUUUGAACCGUCACCUUUUUAUUUCGGUCCUCUUUUUUCACACCAAUUUCCAUAUCUUUAAAAUACUCAUAUCAUAUAUUAUUAUAAUAAAAAUAUCGAUAUUACGAGUGAAAAUUGCCAAAAAUAGCAAAAUUCCAAUCAAAAAUUAAGGUUGGACAAAAUGUAAUCUCAAAGUUCAAAAUCGGUAUACGUUAAAAAAAUGCAUUUUCUCGGCUUCCCAUGAAGCAAUUUUCUUCAUUCUUUUUUUGUUCCCAAGUAACUCGAAUAGAGCUAUCUAACUAACGCAUUAUUAAAUGUCAAAGUUACUUUUGUUUUGUUAUAAUAAAUUAAUUUAUUUAUUAUAACAAAAAUUUUUAAUUUGUUUAAAUAAUUAUACAGCUUUCAAAUGAGAAUAUUUGUGUUUUUAACGUUAAAAGGUACACUUGUAGUAAGUUUAUCUAAAAAAAAGUCUACAACUGAAAAAAUAUGUAGUUGUCUUUGCUUAUAAAUAAAUUAAUAUAUUAUAACAAAACAAAAGCAAGUUUGACAUAUAAUAUUUCGUUAUUUAGAUGGCUCUGCUCCAGUUACUUGGAAACAAAAAAAAAAGAAUGAAGAAAAUUGCUCCAUGGGAAGCCGAGAAAAUGCAUUUUUUUAACGUAUAGCGAUUUUGAACAUUGAGAUUACAUUUUCUCCAACCUAAUUUUUGAUUGGAAUUUUGCUAUUUUUGUCAAUUUUCAAUAUCGAUAUUUUUAUUAUAAUAAUAUAUUUUAUGAAUAUUUUAAAGAUAUGAAAAUUGGUGUGAAGAAAGAGGACCGAAAUAAAAAGGUGAUGGUUCAAAAAUUAUGAUCGUAUUGUUUAUAUCUUUGCCGUAAAUGCCGGUCAUCUUUGACAGGUUGUAUCUCAGGAACCACUCAUCACAACUAAACGUAUUUUCUUUUAAAAGAAGCGUCCUGCUGCUUUUUUUCCUAUAACGUUUUCGUGAUUUAAUUUAAUUUAAUAUUUCCCGGGAUAGUCUAUUUGUUUAUAAGCCAAAAAAUUGUUUAUAAUUUUAAAAUAUUCCUGGGGCCGCUUAAAUAGUCCAAUUUCAAUUCUGUAAAGUACAUUAGAUAGGUACAGUGUCUUUUUUUUUACAAAAAUCAUAGUUAUUCUUAUGAACCAUAAUUAUUGUGGUUAUUAUAGCGACCGUAAAUUUUUAAUUAACAAUUCAAUUGUUGCUAAACUGUUCAUUCACUUUCCAUCGGCUUCUGGAAUUAUAAUCUAUACGAAAAGAGCUUUUAUAUUACCAAGUUAUUUAAUUAUUGAUAAACAAUUACUUGUAUAAAAUUUUAGUUGAAAAGUAAAGAUUUUGUUGGAAAAACCCGCAUUUUACGGGGAAAUGUUUCGUCGAAGUAAAUCGGGAAAAACACGUCUCUAUGCAGAAUUUAAUUACGGUGAAUUUUUGUUUGGGUGUUUUUGGUGUAAAGUUAAAAUCUUUGGAGUUAUGAAGCAAAAAUUGAAAAAAAUACGAUUUUCGGGCUCCAUUUUGUUUAUAAAAAAAGUAGGGCACUAUCUGCGGACUUUGCAUACCUAUAUUAUUAAUAUAUACAAUCAUAAGAUUCAAGACACAAUGAGUCAGAUUAAAAAAAUUAUUAGAAGAAUUUUUUUACUUAGCAACAACAUUUUUGUUUAUUUUAAUAGUAUUUUGUAUUUUGACAACGAAACCCGAUUUGGGCUUCGAAACGUUAAUAAAUUCAUUUUUUAGUAAAAUUGUGGCUUAUUUCCCAUAGAAAAUACUUAAUUAUAAAAAUGCCACAAGGAAAUAGCUUCAGAACAACAUAAGAUUCGAUUCCAGUAAUAAAAUUGCUGGUAAAUAACUUUUCCUUGUAUUUUGCUAAUUAGUCCAGAGUAAUGUGGACUUUCAUAUACAAGGGUGACCAGAAGUCAGCUGUCUUUGCAAAUAAUUAUGUAUUUAAAAUAAUUGUUCCAAAUGUUCACCAUUCAUCACAAUACACUUCAAAUAACGUUUUUCAAUCAAAGAGAUCUUCAACGUUGUCCAUCUUCGCGCAAAAAAACUGUUCCUAAAUUGAAAAAUCCAUAGGAGUAAUGUCUGGCGAUCUUGGAGGCCACGAUUCGUUUCCACGUCUACCGAUCCAUGCAGGACCCUGAUAUUAAAACUGUUUUAAUAAAAACGCAAGUUGUUAUAACCAAACACAACGACUAAACCCACAAAAAAGCCGGUAUUCGUUCGUUUCAAGGUCGACUAACAUAUUGACUUAUGCCCAGCUGGACGUGUUGUUAAGGAUCGUUUAAACACAGCGAUAAAUCAAACAACUUAUCAAGGUCAAUCGAGUUGUUGCAACUUAUCAUUGUGUGUAAACGGUGCAUCGCACAACUUAUCAAAGUUGGAGUUGGGUUGAAGGUGAUAUCGCAUUGAAUCGCAGCGUCUAAACAGCGUUUCAACUUAUCAUCACAACUAGUUGCUGUGACUUAUCGUUGUGUUUAAACGACGCUUUAGGAAAUGCACGCUGAACGCCGGAUAGAGUGGUGGAAUUUGCUCAUGCCUCGUUCCCAAGAACGCCAGCUGACUUGCGCCCACACCUAUACAACAUGACCAACACUAAAAAAAAGUUGAAUUUGCUCAAAAUAAGGUAUUAACAAUAUUGUUUUAAAAACUAGUGAUAUAAGAUAUAAGAGCCAAAAACAGUCACUUUAUUUAAUUUAAAAAAUGUGCCGAAAUUGAUGUAUGUAUUAGCAUUGAGGUAUUAAGUUUACUAUUAUUGUUAUAAGUAUAAUAUUUAAUUUUUGUUACUUACAAAUAAAUUAUAUAGCUCUUAA
Diabrotica virgifera virgifera (western corn rootworm) is the source of this 5117-nucleotide messenger RNA. RefSeq names its product venom serine carboxypeptidase-like. NCBI's taxonomy places the organism in Eukaryota, Metazoa, Arthropoda, Insecta, Coleoptera, Chrysomelidae. Gene Ontology annotation, molecular function: serine-type carboxypeptidase activity. Bases 84 to 1487 code for a protein of 467 amino acids. The record is from RefSeq and is a predicted model, not a curated record. The transcript has 2 exons. Gene Ontology annotation, biological process: proteolysis.